AUGGCGCGCGCACACCCCCGUGUCAAGGUUGAGGACCCGGCCGCCUAUCGCGUAGCCCACAAGCAGCUUUUCAGCUACAGUGCGCCCGGCACUGCUGCUCAACAUCACCAACACCCAAACGACCUCAACUCUUCUGAACCCAAUGGUCAUAUUCCGCGAGAAUUCCAAUUUUCAGACCAUGGAGAAGACGCUUCUGGUGCCAUUGGGGCCCAGAACAUCGAGCGCACCUUUGCAAUGGUGGAAGAACAAAUGUUCAUGCUCACAGCAUGCUGGACUCUUCACUGCAUGCCUUGUCGAAUCCUCUUCAAAGACGCCAAGGAGCAAGCAGCGCAUAACUCCAAAUGGCAUUGGGAUAACUUCCUAUGUUUCGCGUGCGACAUAGGAUUUGAGACUGCCAAAGAUCUCAAAGAGGUUGCGACGUCGAUUGAGACUCUGUCCCUUCUCUUCCGCCACAUGGAAUCGAGACUCUGCGUCUUGAGGAACUGGCAACAAGCAACAGGCCUGAUGCAUCUUCUCUUCACUUUGAAGCAAGAAAUCGACGUGGCCAACAGGACUUGCGACAUGUGCAAAAGACUGUUUGACUCUGAAGCUAGUCUUUUCGAUCACUUGCGACAUCAGCAUGAGAAUACCGUUUGCCGAUCAUGUGAUAGGGUCUUUCGCGACUCGGAGGAAUGGCAUAAACAUAUCAUCUCACGCACGCCGAUCAAAGUUCGGGCUUCCGUCUGCGCCAUUUGUGAGCCCUCGAUUGCUUUUGACAUGGAAAAGAAUUACAAUGAUCAUAUGUGGCACUUUCACAACAAGUGCAAGCCCUGUGGACUGAACUUUGACAAUAAGCAGGACCGGUUGGUUCACGGGGCUGUGGUUCAUCAUAGAUGCCCUGACUGUUUCCAGUUCUUCAUGAGUCCGAACGACCUUUGCAAGCACUACAAGGAGUUUCACGGGAUCAACCCUCUUACUAUGGCCAAACCAACCUUGCCAACGGUACCCGUGAAGAAAGAGUUUCCAACGGUCACUCCUCCAACAGCUCCUCCUAUUCCGACCGCCGUUACCCAAGUUAAAUCGGAGGAGGUCAAACCUUGUGUGAAAAACCAGGGCCGUCGGAUAAAGUGUGCGACAGCUCAAGCGUCGGUUGUAUUUGAGACAUAUCCGCCGAGAAGCGCUGUAGCAAAGGCCAUUCCCAAGAAGAAGAAGAUCGCGCUCACAAAAGGAUCGCUGAUCUCCGCGCAAACUCCAUCUUCUCCCUGUGACACUCAAACAACGCCUGCCGAAACCACUGAGGCUACAACUGCAUCACCUCCUGCCAUAAUGGGGCGUGCGCGCAAGCGCCCCAAGCUCGAAGAGGGAGAGGUUUCAUCUUCUGAUGAUGAUUACAUUAUCGUCGACGCGCGCGUCAAGAAAGGGCGCGAGUCUCCCAAAGUUAUCCUUGAUCAUCGCCGUCAUCUCUCAACUUCAAAACCAAACACGGCCUCUCAUCCCUUCUGCAGCGAAUGUUGCAGAUAUUUCCAAAGCGAUGCGGAAAAAGAGCGACACUACUCCAAAUGGCAUUGCGGCAACCUAUGCCACGCAUGCGAUGAAGGGUUCCCGACAAAGUCAGAGCUACACCAACAUAAAGCUAGCCAUGCUAACACCCCGAUCUGCUGCGUCGGCUGCGAGAAACGAUUCAAAUGUUAUUCAGCAAUGAUGGAUCACCUUGAGCACGGCUCAUGCGAAUCAGCUUGCAAUCGUCUACUCGUCCAAAGCGCCGUAGGGAUCUACUGCAAGGGCUUUCAACAAUCGUCAUGUCGGAAUAUCGACCUGCAAUGCCCAACUUGUGACAAGAAAUUCGCUCGCAUGGGUACGCUCCUGAAACAUUUCGAAAACAGAUCAUGCACUUUACGAAACUGGAUCGAAGAAUCAGGCUGGAUAGACUUCCUCGCCGCUCUCAAACGAUCCAUAGCGGAGAAAAAGCCGUCUACUUUCCAGUGCAAUAUCUGCCGAAAGAAAUUCGACCAAGAAGUUGCGCUUGGCAUGCAUCAGAGAGAGAAACAUGACAACACAUACUGCUGUGCUUGUGAGACAUACUUUGCCAACCCAGCCAAGAAGCAGAAACACAUCAUCUCUAUCUCUGGCACUUCUGGGAAGCCUGGGACGUUUUUCUGCGACCUGUGUGAUCCAAAAGUACGUUUGGGAACGGAAAAGGAGCUGUGUGACCACUUGUGGCUUGACCACAUGGUGUGUGGUCCUUGUGGGCAGGUGUUUGAGACCGCUGAGCUUAAGAAAAAGCACGAUGCGAAGGCUCACAAUAGGUGUACUGUUUGUUACCGGUUCUUCGUGUCGAUUGCGGAACUCAAACAGCACCGUGAGACCCAUAAAGUCGAGCCCCGUGUCAUCGAGCCCCCUGUUGUCGAACCCUCUAUUAUCGAACCAUCUAUUGUACAUCCACUACCAGUAAAACCAGAGCCGAUUCCCAGCCUUCAGCGCGCAUCUAAACAACUAUACCGGUGA
Fusarium tjaetaba is the source of this 2484-nucleotide messenger RNA. Its product is annotated as zinc finger and BTB domain protein. Gene Ontology annotation, molecular function: DNA-binding transcription factor activity, RNA polymerase II-specific; RNA polymerase II transcription regulatory region sequence-specific DNA binding. The coding region runs from base 1 to 2484 and encodes 827 amino acids. Gene Ontology annotation, cellular component: nucleus. NCBI's taxonomy places the organism in Eukaryota, Fungi, Ascomycota, Sordariomycetes, Hypocreales, Nectriaceae. Gene Ontology annotation, biological process: regulation of transcription by RNA polymerase II. The record is from RefSeq and is a predicted model, not a curated record. The transcript has 7 exons.